This is a messenger RNA of Adineta steineri, 2364 nucleotides long. The record is from the annotation of a GenBank genome assembly. NCBI's taxonomy places the organism in Eukaryota, Metazoa, Rotifera, Eurotatoria, Adinetida, Adinetidae.
AUGGAUAUUGAUCAUUCUGUAAUUCAUAUGUAUGAACAAUUGAUGAAUAAUAAUUCAAAUAAAACUUUACAAUCAACAUCAAAUACAUCAGUCGCACAAAGUUUAAACAAUUCUACAUCAUGUAAUAAUGAUCACAACAAUGUUGAUGUUAAUAAAAAUACUUUCGAAAGUAAUAAUAAUACAAAUAAUCAACUUUCUCAAUGUAAUGAAAAUCAUGAGUCAACUGAAGAUAUUAUCGAAAUAUUAAACAUACAAACAAACAAUGAACCAAAACUAAUAAAAAUUAAUCAAAUUAAUACCGAUAUUGAUUUUCCAUGGAAAUUACAAGCAAUUAUUAGCUGUACACAUCCAAAACGAACAUAUAUUAAUUCAAAUGGCGAAGGUGAAAUAUCAACAUGGGACUUAGUCGAUGAUACAGCUGCAAUUAAUCUUGUAGCUUUUAAUUUGGAUUCGUAUAUAUUACCGAAUAAAUUAUUUGAAGGAAAAUCAUAUGAAUUUAAUGGUUUAUCAAUCAAAACAGUUGAUAGUAUUUAUAAAAAAUUACCUCAUGAUUAUCAAUUAAUUGUAAAUAAAACAACUAAAACACGUGAAAUUACAAUGACAUACAAACAUCAUUUGACUUAUAAUUUUACUCAUUUAAAUGAAGUUGAAAAUUUACCGUUGAAUUCAAUAAUUGAUGUUAACGUCAAGGUUUUAAGAGAUUAUGGAACAACUACAGGCAUUGCAAAUGGUAAUCCAUGGACUCGACGUGAAAUUCAUGUUUCUCAAGAUCACGUUCACAUGAAAUUAACGUUAUGGAAUGAACAGGCGAAAAAAAUUCCAACAAGUAUGAUUAACAAAGAAUUAAAACUAAAAAAUAUUAAAAUUGAUUGGUUUAAUGGUUCACGUACACUUGUUGGUAUGCCCAAUACAAUUCGUCUAUUAAAUAUUGAUGAUAAAUAUAUUAUGAACUUUCUUCAGAAAUUGAUCAAACAUCUUUUUCCAAAUAAAAUUAUAACUUAUCGUAUAGCUGACUUAAAUAAUCAAAUAUUGGAACAAAACAACAAAAUAAAUAAUAUAUUUAUAAGUAUUGAAAAAGAAAAUAGAUCUCGACAAUUUUGCUAUCUUACAAUUGAAGAAUUAAUAAAAUUAUUUGAAAAUUGUCCUGUAACAGAUCGAGCAUUAUACGAAUGUAUUUCUCCAAAAAAUUCUGUUAAAAUAUAUAUCGAUUUCGAAUACAUGAUUCAUAAUAAUUUGGAUAUACAAAAUCAUCAUAUUGGUCCUAUGUGCUUUGUUAAAAUUCUAUAUUAUUUCCUAAAUAUUCCAGAUGAUACUAUUAAUACAGUAGAAGAUUAUACUGAAAACGUUUUCAAACAAUUUCUAGUUUUAGAAGCAUCAACAAGCGAGAAGAUAUCGUAUCAUUUUAUACAUGCAAAACCAUCAGUUAUAUUUGAAAAUGUAUCUACACUUGCAAUUUUUAUCAAAGUCAUACUUCAUUUUGUAUUAUCAUUAGUUGUUCAACAUAAAUGCUCCAUGUUCAAUAUCACUUCACCAUUAGGGUCAUGUACUAUAUCAAACUUAAUUCAGAUCUUAGUACCACAUAUAAAUAUAUUACGAAAACAUUGUACUUCAUGUCAAACUUCAAUUCCUUAUAUUUCAAUCGCUGAUAUAGCAUAUUUACUGGUACAAAAUAAAACAAAUGAAUGGGUGACAGCAAUUGAUAUAAAUGUAUACUCCAAUAACCAGCAAUUUCGUUUAUUUAAUAGUGUCAAAUAUGGAAAAAAUAAUCCUCUUAUUUUAUCCACUACAUUUCCUUUUGAUUCUCAAUUACAAUAUUCAUUUUCUGACCUUCUUAAAAAAUCUUUAAUUACAUUCAUCGAAAAUGACCAACUUUCAAAAAUCUAUUUUAAAAAUGAAAAAUUUGUAUUUGAUUUAUCGACUUCUUCUAAUUCAACUAUUACAAAACUACAAAAUUUUAUAAAUAUUGAACCAAUUAAUCAACAUAUGAAGCAUUCGUCUUUUUCUCAUUCGCAUCCAAAUAUUAAUACUAAUCAAAAUUUAUCACGUUCAUUACAUCCUAAUAAAAUUAAUAAUCUAAAUUUAUCUAUACCAGAUAUGUCAAUAUUUAUCGAUUUUGUUGAAAAUAUCAUUACAUCUGAUCCAUCUCAUCAAGGUUACAUAUGUUCAUGUGCUCGUGGUACUUAUAAUACAAAUUUAUUAUUUUUUAAUAUAGCAGGAAAAUAUAAAUUCUGCCCAAAGAAAAAUGGUCAUCAUCAACGUAAUAAUGUAGCUAUCAUGAUCAAUAAAAAAGAAUAUACAUACAGUAUUCGAUGUAAAGAUAUUGAAUGUAAUAAUACUAUUUUAUCUUGGAAAAAAAUUAAAUAG